Messenger RNA from Apodemus sylvaticus (European woodmouse), 2907 nucleotides. It is a transcript of the gene Pomk, whose product is annotated as protein O-mannose kinase. Gene Ontology annotation, biological process: protein O-linked glycosylation; carbohydrate phosphorylation; protein phosphorylation. Gene Ontology annotation, molecular function: ATP binding; carbohydrate kinase activity; protein kinase activity. Lineage: Eukaryota; Metazoa; Chordata; Mammalia; Rodentia; Muridae. The transcript has 5 exons. The record is from RefSeq and is a predicted model, not a curated record. The coding region runs from base 336 to 1385 and encodes 349 amino acids. Gene Ontology annotation, cellular component: endoplasmic reticulum membrane.
CAGUAUCUCCUUCCGGGUCACCCUGUUACUGACCGAGGCUUCCUCGCAGCCGACUCUGCCUCCUCAGGGUUCCGCUGCUGCCGGCAUUUUGUUAAAGGAAGAUCCUGUCUGCUGCGUGGAAAAUGGACUGGAACACGGAGAGACCGUGCAGGAAUCAGCUAUAGAAGGCCAAGUAAGACGUGCGAGGCCAGAAGACACCGUCAGAUCUCCUGAGACCGGAGUUAUAGAAGCAGAAGCUGUGAGCUGCCGUGGGGGGCCAAGCAGGUCGCUGAGGGGCGCAGGCAUGUGGAUGGAAACCCUGCUGGGAGAAAACAGAAACUCCUGAAGGGACUGACAUGGGACAGCAGCAUGGAUCCAGGAAUGGUCUCCCCCACAGAGACGUCCCCCGGGGCGUGGGGCUGCUGCUCGCUAUGGCCCUUAUGAACGUGGCCCUCUACCUCUGCCUCGACCAGCUUUUCGUCUCCCCGGGACGACCCGCGGGGGGCUCCGGGCGCUGCCCUCCAGGUCACUUCAGAAUGGGGCGGAUGAGAAACUGCUCGCGCUGGUUGUCCUGUGAGGAGCUGAGGACGGAAGUCAGGCAGCUGAAGCGCGUGGGGGAAGGAGCCGUGAAGAGGGUCUUCCUGUCUGAAUGGAAGGAACAGAAAGUCGCUCUCUCCCGGCUCACCAGGCUGGAGAUGAAGGAUGACUUCCUACACGGACUGCAGAUGCUCAAGUCUCUACAGAGUGAGCACGUGGUCACGUUGGUGGGCUACUGUGAGGAAGAUGGCACUAUCCUCACCGAAUAUCACCCCUUAGGCUCCUUGAGCAACCUGGAGGAAACGCUAAACCUUUCAAAGUACCACGAUGUGAAUACUUGGCAGGACAGGCUGCAGCUGGCCAUGGAGUACGUCAGCAUCAUUAACUACCUGCACCACAGCCCCCUGGGCACAAGGGUCAUGUGUGACUCUAACGACCUGCCCAAGACGUUGUCCCAGUACCUGCUAACAAGUAACUUCAGCAUUGUGGCAAACGACCUGGACGCCCUGCCCCUGGUGGACCACGACGCUGGGGCACUUGUAAAGUGUGGCCACAGGGAGCUCCACGGGGACUUCGUGGCACCCGAGCAGCUGUGGCCCUAUGGAGAAGACACACCCUUCCAAGAUGAUCUCAUGCCCCCCUACGAUGAGAAGAUUGACAUCUGGAAGAUUCCGGAUGUCUCCAGUUUCCUUUUGGGGCACGUGGAAGGGAGUGAUAUGGUUAGAUUCCAUUUGUUUGAUAUCCAUAAGGCGUGUAAGAGCCCGAUCCCUGCAGAAAGACCCACUGCUCAGAACGUUCUAGACGCUUACCAGAAGGUUUUCCAUUCUCUCCGAGACACUGUGAUGUCGCAGACAAAAGAAAUGCUGUAAAAGCGAGCCGUUGAGUGGUGUGCUUUACGGCCGCUGUAAAAAACCGAGUCGUUGAGUGCUGUGCUUUACGGCUGAAUGGCGUCCCAGCUGUUCUACUCUUGGUGAUGGAGGAGCUUUGGAUGGAUGGGUGUUGACCCUGGCUGUUCAGCCGCGUAGGCCCUCCUCUACAUCCGCCUGCACAUUUCAGUGUCCUGCCCUCCUGGCAACCUGGAUUGAAGCUGCCAAGCAAGAGAGCCUUGCUUCACGGUGCUUCUGGUGAAGAUGCAGAGGAUUCUGGGUCUGCGGUUUAAAGGGAGUGAUCCAGUGGAAACCCUGAAGACAUGUUGCCCGCCCUGGUAACCGUUUUUAAAGACCAGCAGGAAACAGAAAUCUUUCAGUGACCAUUUGUGGAAACAAAAGAAAAAAACCCACUCGUUCCCCAGAGACAAUUUCUCCUAAUUCAAAAAGCCCCGUUGGAAACCGGGGACGUUUCCACUCAGUGGCAGGGCACUGGCCCAGUUAUGUGCAAAGCCUUGGAUCUGACCCGAGGCGUGUGCAUGCAUACUCGUGCUCAAACAAAGGAAACCCCAGGUGCCAGAAGUGCGCCCCUCUCCUUGUCAAUGAUGUCAUUGUCAGUGCUGGAGAUGAUUUUCUAUGAGCAUUUUAUGCUGACUCACUGAGCCAUGUGUGUAUGGUCUUGAGCUACUGUGUGGGUUCUUCUUUCUCCCACCCUAUUUCUUCCCUCUCUUCCCUCUAACACUAGAUAGGAGAGAAGAGGAGAAAAGCAAGUGGACAACAUUAUUGUUAGACUGCUUCCUGCUGGUUAGGGGGCGUCGAGUUCCUCAGAGCAGUGAUGUUUGCUGUCAGGAUACCUAGUUUCUUUUUGUUUCUUCUUUGCUCAUGACUACUUCACAAACAGCGACCAACAGCAACCAGCAACCCACUCUGCCUCUCCGGGGCCCUAGCAGUUAUAUACCUGUGAAAAAUCGCCAGAAGUCCAGACAUCACACAAUCACAGAAACUAUCUGCAGCUGGCAAAACUUCACCCCUGCUAGAGCAUGAGACAAAUCAUAAUCAGCUGCUGUGGACAAUCUGAAGCAGCCCUGUAUCCCACACCUGGGAUUAAAACAAAAACAUUAUCUGUAUUUUGUUUUGUUUGUUGUUUUUUUUUUAAAGAAGCCAAAGUGCACCAUGAUAGCAUGCUCUUGAGAUUGUGAAAGUCUAGAAAUGUUUGGAAAAGCGAGAUGAAGGAACUUUCUUACCUGCCUUGGAUGGUGCUUUGAAAUUCCUGCUGACCUGGAGUUUCUGUGUGAAUAUUUCUAUCCAGUGUCUCUCUGUACUAGAAAGUACCGAGCCUGCCCUGGGCUUGCAUGAUUGAACACUCUAAAACAUUGUGGAGCCAGGAUGAUGGUGCCCACCUGUAAAUCCAGCACCUGGGAGACAGGAGGAACCAGGAGUGCAGGGUUAUCCUGGGCUAUAUAUACUGUGGCCCUGUCUACCCCCACCCCCACCCUCAAUGAAAAAACAAAAAGGUCUCCCUGUG